Sipha flava (yellow sugarcane aphid) is the source of this 1678-nucleotide messenger RNA. It is a transcript of the gene noi, whose product is annotated as splicing factor 3A subunit 3. NCBI's taxonomy places the organism in Eukaryota, Metazoa, Arthropoda, Insecta, Hemiptera, Aphididae. Gene Ontology annotation, biological process: mRNA splicing, via spliceosome. The transcript is spliced from 2 exons. The record is from RefSeq and is a predicted model, not a curated record. The coding region runs from base 117 to 1619 and encodes 500 amino acids. Gene Ontology annotation, molecular function: RNA binding; zinc ion binding. Gene Ontology annotation, cellular component: nucleus; spliceosomal complex.
AAUGUUAGUAAACUACAUUUGAUCAUUACUUCGAUUAUCUUUAUUGUUUUGACGAGUUUUCUUCACUUGAUCUGACGAUUAGGACUCAUUUCUUCAGGUCUAUACUUACAAGAGAAAUGGAAACUUUGAUAGAACAGCAACGUCGUUACCACGAAGAACGCGAGCGCUUGGUCGAUAGUAUGGUGAAAGAAAUGCUGUGGAAGAAACCAACAACAAGAGAUGUGAUAAAUUCAGAACAUAGGCUUAAACUGUUGCUUGAUCAAUAUAUGGAAGGAACUAAUAAGCUAAAAGAGUUUUAUGAAGAUAAAGAUGGCUUACGUAAAGAAGAAAUUACUUCAAUUUCGGGACCCAACGAGUUUGCUGAAUUUUAUUUUCGUCUGAAAAAUAUUAAAGAUUUCCAUAAGAAACACCCCAAUGAAAUAUCAGUACCACUGUCAGUUGAAUUUGAAGAUUUAAAUAAUCUUCGGGAAAAUCCUUCAGAGGAAAUGUCUAAUAUGGUUGAUUUUACAGAUGAAGAAGGUUAUGGAAGAUAUUUAGAUUUACAUGAGUGUUAUGAAAAAUAUGUAAAUUUAAAAGGAGUUGAAAAGGUUGAUUACAUUACUUAUUUAUCCAUAUUUGACCAUUUGUUUGAUAUUCCUAAAGAUCGCAAGAAUUCAGAGUAUAGAAAAUAUGUUGAUACUUUAUUGGAAUACUUGCAUGGUUAUUAUUUACGAAUAAAACCUUUACAUGAUUUAGACAAUGAAAUGGAUACUGUUCGAAAUGAAUUUUUAAGUCAAUGGGAAGAAGGCACUUUUCCUGGUUGGCCUAAAGAUACUAGUAGUGCUUUAGCCAAUGUAGGAGCACAUUUGGACUUAUACGCCUUUUCAUCUUGGGAAGAGUUGGCUUCCCUUGGACUUGAUCGUUUAAAAUCAGCUUUGAUGGCUUUAGGAUUAAAGUGUGGUGGAACUUUAGAAGAACGAGCUCAGCGGCUAUUUUCUACUAAAGGAAAAACUUCAUUAGAUCCGGCAUUGUUAGCCAAAGGUAAACCUGGAAAAAUGAACCGUAGUAAAGAACAAGAAAGGCAAAAAGAAUUAGCAAUGCUUGAGGCCCAAGUGUAUAAAUUUUGUGAACUUUUAGCAGAACAAAGAUUAGCUACAAGAGAAAAUGUUCAAAGAAGACAAGCUCGUACCGAAGGAGAACGUGAUGACUCUGAAAAUGAAGCAAGUGCAUCAGAAUCUGAAGAAGAGCAAGGUGAAGAUAUACCAUAUAAUCCAAAAAAUUUACCUCUUGGUUGGGAUGGAAAGCCAAUUCCUUAUUGGUUGUACAAAUUGCAUGGAUUAAAUAUUAGUUACAACUGUGAGAUUUGUGGUAAUUUUACGUAUAAAGGUCCCAAGGCUUUUCAGCGACAUUUCGCUGAAUGGAGACAUGCACAUGGUAUGAGAUGCUUAGGUAUUCCAAAUACUGCACAUUUUGCUAAUGUUACACAGAUUGAAGAUGCUCUUGCACUUUGGGAAAAAUUGAAGACUAUGAAGCAUGAUGAACGAUGGCAACCUGAAAACGAAGAAGAAUUUGAAGACUCUCAAGGUAAUGUAGUGACAAAGAAAACUUAUGAAGAUCUCAAGCGUCAAGGUUUAUUAUAAAAUUAUAAAAAUUAUAAUUAUUUUAAAUUAAAAUAUAAAACAUCAUUUAUUUAAUUAGA